Molecule: messenger RNA, 5966 nt
Organism: Thrips palmi
Lineage: Eukaryota; Metazoa; Arthropoda; Insecta; Thysanoptera; Thripidae
Gene: gem
Product: transcription factor CP2
Biological process (GO): regulation of transcription by RNA polymerase II
Cellular component (GO): nucleus
Molecular function (GO): DNA-binding transcription activator activity, RNA polymerase II-specific; RNA polymerase II cis-regulatory region sequence-specific DNA binding
Source: RefSeq, a predicted model, not a curated record
UGUUGUUGGUGUUCUUGCUCUUUGUUUCGCAGCAGCAGCCACAUCCAGUUUUCGACGCUGUUUUCUCGGUUUUCCUCCAAAACACUCUUCCCCGAGUGACGAAAUCGGUGCCUUUCCCUCGGCCGGCUCUCGGCGCACCCGCUGGCGUUUCCACCGACCUUCCUCGCGGCAAGGUCGCACCGCUCACCCUUCCGGAUCCUUCCUCAGUCCAGGAGGGACCUAACUCGGUGCUCAUCUUGCACUUCCCCGGGCGCUGUAUGUCGGAUUGUGGAGUGAUCCACAUCCCCCCCUCGGCGAGCACGUUGGAGUUGUCGCUGGCCUGCCCCCAGGAGCUGUCCGGAGUCCGGCGCUGCUUCUGGAUCCCGAAGCGCGAGAAGAAGCGGGAGGGGCACUACAGUUGAACGGGAUGCGCGCGUAGUGCGGCGUGCAGGGAGUGCUGGAAGCGACGCGAAGCAGCGAAGAAGGACCUGUUUGACUCGGAGUUGCCGUAACGUUUGAAGAAUGAAGGCUUUUCCCCUUUUGGUGAAGUGUCACCAAGAUCUCAAGAUUAGCUGAUAGUUUCCUUGUCUGGAGCACUACUUAGGCCAUAAGAAGGGCCGAGGCCUUGUGACUUUGACUGUGGGAGGGGGCCCAUCAGCAGGGGAGAAGACUUACUUUAGCAAAAAAGGUCGCUAAACUGUUGCCAAUCACCUCGUCCAAGGUGAUGGUUAUGUUACGUACUCGUCGUUACUACUGCCAGCAAAGCAACAGCGCCAGUAACUGUGAUCCGCCAGACCUGUUAGCUCUUCGUGAGAGGAACCAGCACUGCCGCUGGCGGUGUAGACAACGUCUCCACAAGUUGCAUCCAUUGCUGGCUCUCAGUGCCAAGGAAGUGACUGUUCUCGAGAGAUUUCAGAGCGGAGUGGUGCUUUAGCCCCCCCUGCUCCUCUCAGCAGGAAAAUAGCGCCCCAGGGCACAGUGAUAUUUUGUACGGGUAAUGGGCUGAGUCCACAACAACAAGCAAGAGGUAUUAAUUUCAGUGUGUGUGUACGAACAAAAACGAGGACGGGGAAAGGAAGAAACUCCCGGAAGGGAGGAGGAUUUUUCGUCUGUAAAAGCAGCCUUGAAAUGGUCUGGAUGGAAAAGCGUGCAAGGGCAGUGUUGGUGCAGCAGUUCUUCCGCCCCUCACCAGAACAGCGGUCUAAAGCAUAAGCCGUGAGGCCAUGCUCUAGAGCAUUGCCCUUGCGCUUGCUGGGAGGUUGGAGGAAUGGAAGUGCAUUUAACCCUGAACGGCGCGGAGGAGCUCAUGGACUUACCGCUGGAGGCUGGCCUGGAGCCUCCCUCAUGGUCUCCGAGUGAAUCACACUCACCAAACUCUGACAUUCUUGAGGAGUUGCAUCCUUGGGCAGGAGAAGUUAAGUUCUCUUUUGGCGACAUUAAGGCUAAGAACAUAUUCGAGGGCGUGCCAUUGGGACUGCCACUCCCAGUUUCAGCUAACUUAGAUUAUACGAUGGUUGGCACUCGUAAGCGUAAGGGUUGGGAUGACGACAACAGUGAUUCUAGUGAGCCACCUAGCUCCAAAAUCAGUCGUGACCAGCUGCUGCUUUCCGACUGCCUUGAUAAUAUAAACACUGACACCUCUGAUCUGACUUCCGUUGACAAUGCUCUCAUGCGUGACCACAAGAGAGAUACAGGUUCAACCCUGAGUCGUUCUUCGUGGCCCAUGAGAGACCUGGGUGAUAAUUUGACGGCAGAUCUAGAUGGCUUAGGUGUUGACACAUAUAACAUAAGUGAGGCUUUCCUAAGCCUUCCCAGUCUUACUGUUUUUAAACAGGAGGCACCCUCCCCCUCUCCCAAUGAAAAUGGAGUGGCUCACAGUAUGUCCCCCCUGUCGCUCAGCGCCAACCUGGUGGAUCCAGAGCCUACUGUCAGCACCAAACCUAUCCCCUCUCCCCUGCACCACUUGUUGCAGGCUUCACCCGCAUUGUCUGGGUCGCAACUAUCUCCCAAUCAGGAAUGCACCCCUGGCGGCACUGGAGUGCCCUCAAGCAAUGCUGUUGUGGCGGAGGCUUUCUUCCAAAGCAAUCAGGGUGAACAUUCCCUUCCAAUUGGAGAUUGCAGAUUUCAGUAUGUGCUGGCUGCAGCCACAUCUAUUGCCACAAAGGUAACGGAAGAGACUCUUACUUACCUGAACCAAGGCCAGUCUUAUGAAAUCAAGCUCAAGAAGCUCGGAGACCUCUCUAACUAUCGCGGUAGAGUCCUCAAGAGUGUAAUCCGGAUCUGCUUCCAUGAUCGGCGUUUGCAAUACAUGGAGCGUGAGCAGAUUACAGCGUGGCAGGCUUCCCGCCCUGGAGAGCGCAUAGUGGAAGUUGAUGUACCCCUCUCUUAUGGAGCAUUUGAUAUUUCCCAAGAUUCAUCUCAACUCAACACAGUGGAAUUCCUGUGGGAUGCCACAAAGGAAGUUGGAGUGUACAUCAAGGUGAAUUGCAUCAGUACAGAAUUCACUCCAAAGAAACAUGGUGGUGAGAAAGGCGUUCCAUUUCGCAUUCAAAUUGAGACAUUCCUUCAUGGUGACACUGCUCCAAAGCGUCUCCACGCGGCAGCCUGCCAGAUUAAAGUGUUCAAGCUCAAGGGAGCAGAUCGCAAACACAAGCAAGACCGUGAAAAGAUCAUGAAGCGCCCCAUGCAAGAACAGGACAAAUUUCAACCAUCUUAUGACUGCACAGUACUCACUGAUAUUUCCAACGAAGCAGUGGCCCCUCCCAUGAGCACAGCUGUUUCCCCUAUUGUCACCACCCCGGGACAAGGCAUAUCGGAACUAGGGGUCAGUUGUGGACCUCCAUUGAACACCCCUCCCAUAAGCUCUGGCACUGUGCCAAAGGAAGAACCAAGUCACACUUUGGGAGACAGCUCGCAAGGACUUCCUACUGGACUUCACGUUCAAACACCUGGUGGAAUUGACCCAUCAGUCAAUGUGCUCAGUACAUCUGCAUAUUGUGAACCACUUACGACUACCGCUACAGAUCAGCAGACAUCUCAGUGGUUGCAGAAACACAGAUUUGGAGCGCAUUUGAGGACUUUCAACAGUUUCUGCGGAGCUGACCUCUUGCGUCUUACUAGAGAUGACCUCAUUCAGAUUUGUGGUUUGGCGGAUGGUAUUCGUCUCUUCAAUGCACUUCACUCAAAGAGUCUCACACCAGCACUGACCAUUUAUUUGACUCAUGCCUCAUUGGUGGAUGAUUCCAAAGGCAGUGUUUUUCGUGCUCUGUAUUUGAAUUCCCUUACCUGUGGAGAACUGAGUAUGCGUCUAGCAGCUCAUGUUGGUUUAUCCCCCAAUCAAAUUGCUGAUAUUUUCAUCGAAGGUCCUGGAGGCAUUCGAGUGCUGAUAACAAACGAAGUUGUUCAACACAUGAAAAAUGAGGGCCUGUUUGCUGUGGAACUGUGCCAAGAGCACAAUACAGAACGCUUCUGUUUGCUGCUGAAACCCACCACAAAGUAAGAUCAAGAAUCCAGCAGGUCAUGUUGACUACACCAAGAAUCUUUUGGUGAUUUUUUUGUCAAGUUGUGCAACUAAUUAGUUUUUGACUCAAAUUUCACCUUAAGUAAUUGAUAACUAUAAAAUUUUAUGUCAAUGUAUCUUAUAUAUACCUCAGUCUGCUCCACUGAGAGUACUGUUUGAAUGUUUUAUUGAAAUGAGCGUUUUUUUCAAAGGUUGUCAGUUGAAUCUUGAUGGCGGUGCUUUAAUUGUUUUAUUGACCUGGAGUGGUUUUCCUAUUAGGUGAGAAAUGGAGGCAUUACCUGAGCGUGAAUGAAAGUGGAAAAGUUACAUUUUAUCUAAGAAUUGUGGCGCAUAUUCUUUGUGGAAGGACAGAACAAGUUCAAACACCCAAACUGAAUUUAAUUCCUCUUUGCUUGUUUCAUUAUACAUUCCUAGAAAUAUAUGUAGUAUAUUUAAUCACGUAUCAUUAAAAUAUUCUUUACUCUCUCAUAAGUGUGUUCUACAUUUUACUCAAUGUAGUAGGAGAUGAGAUUUCAAUGAUCGUUAGUUUUUGAAAAGUGUCGUGAGAGUGGUUUUUUAAAAAAUAUUUUAUUAAUUUAUUAUGUUUUGUAGUUGCUUUAUCCUUGGGAGUCUCAAUGAAAUUGAAUGUAACCAGAAGUUACAAAGGAAAACGAAGCUGAAGUUGGAUGCUAAAGUAGUAGGAUUAUUUUAUGAUAUGCAGCCAUCAAUGCUAGUGAUCAUGUCAUUAUGUAGUAAGUUUUAUAUUCUGUAAUUUACAUUUAUCUCUUUUAGUGAACAGUAUUUUCUGCUAUCUAGACUCUGCAUAAUGCUUGAUUUGGUUCUUCACCCAACAAGCUUGCAUUUUAAGGCUCAAUUAUUUAGAUCACAGUGUGAGCAUUGGUAAUGGUUGUUUGUGACAUAAAAACCUGAAAUCUCUGCUCUGCUUGAUAUUUGCUGUCUUGUGUUUAUAUUCAUAGUAGUUUUACUGGUUCAAGUUUGCAUUGCUGGUAGCACAAGUGUGAUGAUGUUUUAUCGAUUUAUUUCCAGUCAACAGUGUUAUUUCUUGAUUGCAUUUGUUUAUGAAGCUUUCAUUUUCUUAUAUUAGGACUUAGGGCAUUGAAUCCCUCAUAUUGAGGAUUAGUCAAACCUGAUGGGUUUGUGCUCACUGCAAUGAACUAUUGUAUCAAGCUUGUCAUUACCAGUUAAGUCGUAAUAGUAUGCACAAGCUCAGUCAAUGCUUAUUUUUCAGAUGAUUCUAGUUCAAUGAAAAUACCAUUUAGUGACAAUAAAUCUCACUUCUGCUUUGCUUGUUAGAGAGUAUUUGAUUUAUUUCACAGCAUUGGGGUUCCAAUGACACUCUAUCUUGUAAUAAGUAUAAAUUACCUGUUUUAAAUGUUUGCUAGUAUAUUUACUCUUAACUUUCAGUGAUUAGUACUUUUCAAACGAAAGUCCUACCGGCUACUGUCUAUGGUCUCUCACUUCUACAGCUCUGCAUGUUGCUCAAUAGUGUUUUCCAUCUUUUUUCCUUGGUUAAUAAAUCAGACUGAUUUUAUCAGUGCCUUAACCAUAUAAUCUGUUUAGAAAUUGUAGACAUUGCGGGCAUGUAUUAGUAGUACGUAUUCAAGAAAUUUUACUGUAGUAAAAUAAUCAUCUUGUAGCUAUGGUACUUUAUAUUCCUGAAAGUAAUCUAUAAUAUAUAAUUGGGAUCUAGCUAACAGUUUUGUUGUUUUGAAGAGCAGCUUUGUUUUAUGUUUGGUUUUUUUAAUGUUCUUAUUCUUUUUCGGUCAUUUCAUUCAACUUUGCCAUUUUAUUUAGUACACUUUAAUUGGCCUCAGUAUGAGAAAAAUCAUAAAAGCAGUCUAGCCUGCUCAAUACCAAAAAGGAAUGAUUGAAAGUGGAAGGAUACAUCUGAGUUAGUAUGUAGAGUAAAUUGUGUCGAAGACUGAGCAUAAUUUCACUUAGUGAAAGGAAGAGAGGCAAAUUAUUUGAAGAUUUCCAUGUGGGGUAUUAUGUGAUACGUUAAGACAGUGUGCUUUCUUUUAUUUUCAAACGAUGAGAGGCUACAUAUGAUGCUUUACAUCCAUAGUGCAGCUCAUUUUUAAACAGCCAUUUUAAAACUGUCCAAAUUUUUUGAGUUAACCUUUACAGUAACUGUGUAGGAUUGAAAUACAAGAAUCCCUCAACCGGAAUAUUUCUUGCCAAAUUCAAGGCUUAUUUUAUUAUCUUGCAAGUUGCAUUCAAGCUGCAUUUCUGUCCAGUAAAUUUUCACUUUUCUGUCAAUUUUGAGUGCCUAGGUAUAUAGAACUGACACCUUCAGUAUUUUGCACUUCGUUAAGCCUGGAUUCCUUUGUAGUUAUGUGUUUUGUAUAAAAGCUUUGUUAACAUCAUCGCGCAAAGGCAUUUUGUUUUAGAUCUAGAAUUAAAGUGUUGUCAAAAGGAUAGAAAUCUGUUUGGUGUCAAGGUUAAAAUAAACUAUAUUUGAUUUCAA